GACGUCAGAGCGUCUGAUGGACGUCCAGCGUCCUGCAGAUCAUCAUGAAGUCUCUGGACCGGACUCUGAUCCGGACGGUGGACCGGACUCUGGAGGGCUGGCCUGUGAUCAGUGUGAUUGGAUCCACCUGCUGCUGCUCAUAUAAAGCAGGUGAGCAGACAGGUGAGGUGAGCAGACAGGUCAUCAUGUCGGCCAUCAGAACCAGGUCAACGCUGCAGAAUCUGGUUCUGACCCCGGAGCGGAUCCCGGCCUUCCUCAUCCCGCCCCGCAGUCCUCUCCUCUUCCUCUCUCCCCGUCUCCAUCGGAGCUCACCGGACCGGACCGGACUUCUGUCCGACCACGAUGACGACAGUCCCGGACUGAGCCCCGUGCCCCGUCCGGCCCUGCUCCGCCUCCCGCCGCGGGUCCGGCUCCCCCGCCGCUCCGCCGCGGACGCGGACACGGACCUGACGACGCGCGCGGCCAUGUCGCUGCCGCACGUGGGGAAGGUGACCACGCCCUACGGCUUCCGUGCCGUGCUGACCGCGAGCCCGUGCACGCACCGGCGGGAGUCCCUGUUUCACAAGAACAAAGCAGUGCCGGUCCCGGACGGUGACCUGCAGGACCCGGCUGACCCGGACCCCGGUCCUGGUCCUGGUCCUGAUCCCGGCAGGUCCCGGGUCCCUCUGCGCCUGCAGGUGCUGAAGCAGCUGAGGAGACCUGCAGCUGCCCUGAAGGCCACGAGGAAGACACGCCCCCGCUGACGUCACAUCGACGUGACCAUGUGGUUUUAAUUUGAAGGUUUUAAUAAAUUUUAAAGUUGU
Molecule: messenger RNA, 803 nt
Organism: Larimichthys crocea (large yellow croaker)
Lineage: Eukaryota; Metazoa; Chordata; Actinopteri; Sciaenidae
Product: C2 calcium-dependent domain-containing protein 4B-like
Exons: 2
Coding region: 45-743 (232 amino acids)
Source: RefSeq, a predicted model, not a curated record